GGUUGAAAAUAUUGGGAGAAGAAUCACAAAAAAAAGGGUAUCACAAAAAGAGUAGAGUAUUACAAUAUAAUAUUGAAACAAGAAGAAUGCAAUCAUCAUUACAAGAAAUGCAUAAUCAAACGUAUUGUAUCAACGAAUUUCACGAUUCCACAAGAUUUGCUUGGCUGAAAAACCCAUUUCUCUAA
Funneliformis geosporum is the source of this 185-nucleotide messenger RNA. The record is from the annotation of a GenBank genome assembly. Lineage: Eukaryota; Fungi; Glomeromycota; Glomeromycetes; Glomerales; Glomeraceae.